Cladocopium goreaui is the source of this 1858-nucleotide messenger RNA. NCBI's taxonomy places the organism in Eukaryota, Dinophyceae, Suessiales, Symbiodiniaceae. The record is from the annotation of a GenBank genome assembly.
CUUUGCUGGACAUACGAAGCCUCCUCCCAUGACUGCACGAGCCCACUAUGGCAGCAGCACUCUGGGAAGGACGCGGCAAAAGACCAGCUCCCGACGAAACGUGCGGCGAAGAGCGCAUUCAGAUGACAGCUUCUUUAGCACCGGUCUCAUUUUGCAGGAGCCACAACUGCAGACCGUUCGUGGAUGGCUGGUUUUUCAGGUCUUGGCGCUCGUUUUGCAAUUCCACUUCUGGCAGGAGGUCCGAGACAACCUGUUUGUGUACGAGAGCACGUUGAGCUCCAACUGUGCUCCAGAACGCACAAGACACGGAAUUUGCGUUGGACCACUGUGGAAUGUGUCUGCUUGGGAAGACGUUGUGCUCCAGGGAAGGUUGAGCUGGUUCGGAGAGCUAAGGACGCGGCCACACUAUAGCUACAGCAGCCAUAUGUCAAGAAACCACUUUGAUUCAAUCGAGGCUAUCGAUGCUGAGAUUGCCCAGCUGCAGCAAGAGACUGCUCUUAGACUCAAAGAGCUUCAAGACAAACGUGCUGAGUUGCAAGUCGUCCAGGGUUUGGUGCCAUUGGGCAACGGGUCCUCAAGGAGCCGAGGCUUCAAUUCUACCUACAUUUUUCAAUUUGAGACUCGAUCUUCUCCCGCAGUGCUUCUGAUGUCUGUCGAUCCAGUGUCCCGAGCUCCGCGAAUCGGUGAAGAUCCCCCGCAGCUUACACCGGCUGCUCUUGACGACGAGCAUGAAGGACAUCACUGGAGCUUGGAAGUGAAAAGGAUUGAGCCUCCUCCGACUGGAUUGAAUUUUCAACGAACUGGCUAUGGCACAAGGAUCAUGACCAUAGAGGACAUGUCACAAGAGGCUGUGGAUGCAGUCCGUCAACAUGGACAUGUUCGUUGGGAGGGGAUCUUGCGAAAUGUUGAGAUGUCGGCCCAUCGGACACGAUUUGUGAUAUUUGUUGAGGACUUCCAAUCACACCAGGAUCACCUGGAGAAACUGACUAGUGCGAUGUCUGGAACGCAAUGUUCGUUGACGGCUUCUUGGAGAGCUUUCAAUAGGCAGCAUCAGGGCCAUCGACACCGUGCUCUCACUAGGUGUCGAGAUCUGCUGGGAUGUUUUUUACCGCUUGGUGCUCUUGCAACUUGGGCUGUCUAUGCAAGACUCGUCACACGAACAAUGAAAGCUCUCGCGGAACCAAAGGACAUGUCGCCAUCGAUGGAGCUGACUGAGGAUCAGGCUGAGAGCCAACCAGUGUCCGGAACUGCCGGGAACAUCUCGGGGAACCACUUCCAAACAGUGAUUUUGAUUAAGCUGCUGGUCAUGGACAUUCCGCAACAGAUUUGCAUCGUGCUCUACCUCCUGGGUUGGUAUGAAGCUGACGGCUUGCGCUGCCAGCUGUGCCUGUUCCAUCCUCAACACUGUGAAGAUGAACAUCCUUUCAGACUUGCCAACUCUGUUGCAUUCCUGUGCACUUUACUGUCUUCAGUAACCAAUCAGAUCAUACUUGGCCCAGGGAAGACGUCAAACGCGGAAGAUGCUUGUGGGUAUUGGAUCAUUCGGAUUGGAUUGAUUUGUGUCUCCAUACUGCCCUUCACCACUGGAGUGUACUGGGCCACAUCUGCGCUGCUAACACUCCCAGCCCUCGUGAAGGUGUUUGUGUUUCUGCCUUGUGUCUUUGGAUGGUUUAGCGUAAUAGCAUGCUUGCUUUCUGGUUUCGUGGCUUGCUGCGGAGACCUGUAGCAGAGCUCAGGACAACGUGCAGAUGCGCACUCGCAAAGGGAUAUUUUGAAUGCUACCUGCAGAACGUGCAGAAAGGAGUGAGGAAUAUAAAUUUGCUUGAUUGCAUGGCUCCUGUGUGGCGACAGCAGAAAA